AUGUCCUUUGUAGACCUCAAACACAUUCCCUGUCCCAAGGGAGAGCAAUGCACAGCUUUCAUGUGCCUCUUCCAGCAUAAAGCUGACAGGGAUAAGAUGGCGGCACCGUCAGCACCGGCACUCAACGCGUCAGGAACGUCGGCAAAAAGGUCGACUGAUACCUCGACGGAUGCAACCCGGGAUGGCCCUCGAAAGCGUCUGAAGGUUGCCCAAGACGUCAGAAACCCCGCCGAUUCUACAAGAGCUCCCACUCCUGUCAAAACGGGCUCAAAACAGGACGUUACCGCACCAAGACUGGAUGGCAAUCUGUCACCUGUCGCUCGGCCCAUCUCACCUCCACCUUUAAAGCGCCCGCCAUCCUCCACGUCGUCGACCGUGGGCAAGACUCUGCAGUCUACAUCAGUCGCGCCUUCUCUCGCUUCGUCCGACCUUCGGAAGUCACUGAAUCACUCUGCCUCAAGCAGGUCCUCUCCUUUAUCAACAUCAAUUAAUCCUCCAACUAAGCGUAAGGCUGAUUCACCUGCCACCACAUCUUCUUAUUCUUCUACUGCCAACCCAACAACAGGUCAACAAGACACUGCUUCCCUUCGCACUCCAUUGACCCCCUCCAAGACCGAGCCAACUCCGAAGAAGGUUAGGAAGACCGAAGCUCUCAACCCUCGUUUACUUAAGUCAUCACCGGCAAAGUUUGAGAUUCGAUUCAAGCUCGUGCAGCUGCUCCAUGAACAAUACACACGCCUGAACAACGAACUCAAGAAGACUGCCAAAGACGCGGAAGAGAAGCAGCUCGCCCUCACAGACCAGGAUCUCAUUUGGAGAGUCCUUGACGAGGAAGAAUCCACAGCAAUAGAGAAAGGCGCCAUCUACUCAAACGUAAUCAAAAACAAAAUCAUGCAGUACAAAAAGAUGACAGUCCUUCAGUGGAAGGAGGAGAGAGUCGUUCAACGCCACCAAACGACCCAAAAGGGUCCUCACAACAAGCUUCCCGUGUCUCCCAAGAAGAUAGUCACGGGUUUAACCCCUGCCCAGGAAGUUCAGCUUGUUCGCCAACUUAUCACCCCCAUCGACGGCCUUGCCGCCCAUGGCUAUGUCUCAUCUGUUCCUGCUGAUGCCGAUAUCCAAAAGGCUCGUGAGGGUCUUGAUGCUGCAAAAGGUUGGGAGAAGUGUGAUCGCUGCGACAAGCGCUUCCAAAUGUUCCCGGGAAGAAGAGAAGAGGAUGGAGCUCUCGCCUCUGGCGGCAGCUGUACCUUCCACUGGGGCAAGACCUAUUUCCCCGAGCGCCAGUUGGGUGAUAGAUCCCAGCAAGCCAAACGCUACCGAUGCUGUGGACAGGCCGUUGGAGACUCCGCCGGCUGCCACUCCAACCCUCACCAUGUUUUCAAGGCAUCGGAUCCGAAGAGACUGGCUACUGUUCUGAACUACGCCGAGACGCCGGUCAACCCCAACGCUCCCACCGACAGAGCCGUUGGCUUCGAUUGCGAAAUGUGCUACACAGUCCAUGGCCUUGAGCUCAUCCGCCUCACUGCAACAUCUUGGCCUAAUGGAGAGGAGCUGUUGGACGUCCUUGUUCAGCCCGUCGGUGAGAUCCUUGAUCUCAACUCGCGGUACUCGGGUGUGUGGCCUGAAGACAUGGCAUCCGCAGAACCCUGGACUGCAAAGGAAGAAGACCCAACUCCUGCCCAGGCGAAAAAGAUGGCGAGCCCCAAGAAGACGAAGAAGAAGAUGAAGAUUGUGUCGUCCCCUGAAGUUGGUCGCGAUCUUCUUUUUGCUCUCAUCAGCCCCGACACUCCACUGAUUGGUCACGGACUCGAGAAUGAUUUGAACGCCGUUCGCAUCGUCCAUCCCACUGUCAUCGACACCGUGCUUCUCUACCCUCACAAGCAUGGCCUUCCUUAUCGCCUUGGCCUCAAGAUGCUGAUGGACAAUCUCCUCAAUCGCAAAAUUCAAGUUGAGACGGCUGGCAAGAUUCAGGGGCACGACAGUGCGGAAGACGCCCGGGCUGCGGGAGAUCUCGUGCGUCUGAAGCUCUCGGGGGAAUGGAAGAGCAUGAAGCUCAAAGGUUGGAAGCUCGAGGGUGGUGAAUUUGUUCCGCCUGGUGGAAAGGUGGACGACUUCAAUGGUCACCUGACCGCAGAGUUCCUUGAAGCUGCUUUUUAG
Colletotrichum orchidophilum is the source of this 2157-nucleotide messenger RNA. RefSeq names its product exonuclease. Gene Ontology annotation, cellular component: nucleus. Gene Ontology annotation, molecular function: nucleic acid binding; exonuclease activity. The coding region runs from base 1 to 2157 and encodes 718 amino acids. Lineage: Eukaryota; Fungi; Ascomycota; Sordariomycetes; Glomerellales; Glomerellaceae. The record is from RefSeq and is a predicted model, not a curated record. The transcript has a single exon.